Molecule: messenger RNA, 816 nt
Organism: Diversispora eburnea
Lineage: Eukaryota; Fungi; Glomeromycota; Glomeromycetes; Diversisporales; Diversisporaceae
Source: the annotation of a GenBank genome assembly
AUGACUACUGCUGAAGUGUUACUUCGUAUUUAUUGUUAUAAAGUUAUUACACGUGAAUGUUCUGCACGUAAGGAUAAAGUUAUUUCCAGUGGACCAUAUGCUUACAUUAUACAUCCUUUAUAUACCGGUUAUGUAAUGAUUAUAUUGGGAAGAUUAUAUUUAUUUUGGGUUUUACAUAAUUUGGCUCCUCUUUGGAUUCAAAAAUAUUUUUGGGUAGCGUUGGGAAUCGAUAUUUGGUUUUUGGUCAUUGGAUUAUAUAAUAGAGUUUUCGGCGAAGAAGAAUUAUUGGCAAAUAAAUAUCUUCAAAAUGAGGCAUUUGGAAAAUCAAAACUUAACAAUAUCGCCAUAAAUUUGGCCGAAAAAACUGAUUCUGAGGUUAAAUCAUGGAAACAUUAUUUUGUAAAUCCGCACAAAAGUAUUUUGGGUUUCGGUAAUUACGAUAUAAAUGUUUUAGAUAUAGCACUUAGAGAAUUUGAUUUAGAAGUUCAAUGGUUUGACGAUCGUAAAGAUAUUCGCACAGUUAUUCAAUUCACUGAUAGGACACUCUUUGGAUUAAUUUUGAAUGUUCCCAUAACACAAUAUUACUUUUGGAAUUCUCAUCAUUGGAUUGCUAUUAAACCAAUUCAUGUUGAUGAAGAGGAGACAGUUGUUGUUUAUAAUUUAGAUUCUAAAUUACAUAAACCAGAGAAAUUUCCAGAUAUAGAAAAAGCAUAUAAAUUCCUUUCGGAUUAUGUUUACAAUAAAAAUGCGCAACUUAUUUUGGUAAAGUCAAAGCGCAAUAAUGAUGAUUUGAAUAACGAUGUGGAUUCUGAAUAA